CCCUGCAUUGGAGGCCCAGGACGCCAGUCCCAGAGUACCUGGCGGUGCCCUUAGACCUCUGGCCCUGCGGGUGGAUCCGCAUCCUUCUUCUUGUUCUGUAGAGAAGUGCGAACUACAAUAACCAGAAAAGCCGUAACACAGUUGAGCCUAUGAAGGCCCCCAAAAAUGGGUAUUUCCAUUCGUGCGCAAUACGUCAGGGUGGAACUUCCGGCGUCUUCCUCAUGGCGGCCCUUUUGAUUCCGUUCAGAGGCGCUCACUAUGUUAGAGGCUACGGAAAGUCGGGUGUACAGCAAAGUGAUGGGACCAAGGAGACACGAGAGGAGGCGUUGUCACCACUGCAUAAGGAGUUUCAGAGACUCGGCGCCGGCGCCGCACUAGUUGACCCGAGCCACGCCGGACUAGAGGCAGCAGAAACGAGCGCCCCGUUUGCCUGCCGCUCCUGGCCCGGCUCAGCCCACAGGCUCCGAUGGCGGCGGCUAAGCUGAAGGACCCGCCUCAGGGUGAUAUGACCUUUGAGGAUGUGGCCAUUGACUUCUCCCAGGAGGAGUGGGGGCUCCUUGAGGAGGCACAGAGGCUGCUGUUCUGCGAUGUGAUGCUGGAGAACUUUGCGAUCAUAACUUCCCUGGGCAGAUCACAGAGUGUUCAGCACUGUGGAGGCUCAGGGAGACCCAUGAUUGGGACGGAAACAUUGGAUUAAAAAGGAGUGGAGGAGACUGCAGCAAAUUAGAAUGCGUGUGCCUCUUCUAAAAGUGCUUCCACACACACUCCUGUUGUUACCAGCAUGUUGGAUUCAGUGUACAAAGAAACUUGGAACCUCCAGACUUGUGUCCCUGGUGAGAUGAAGAAAUUAACUUCACCCAAAGAAUUUUACUUAUUUUCCCUGGGUUCUGGGGGGUAACCUUUGAAACCUUGGGAUCUCCUGAGUGAUUGGAAUAUCUUUGUUAUUUAUGAGAGGCACUGGGCCACAUUUGUAGUUUAUGCUAAGGAGGUGACUCAUGUUGGGGUUAGCCACACCAGGAAACCCACCACCUAAUAUUACCCUGGCUGCUAGGGCAGGUAGGGGAGCUGGAGAUUGCGUUCAGUCACGUGGUCACUGAUUCAACCAAUCAUGCCUACGAAAUGAAAUUCCAACAAAACUCUGGACACUGAGCUUCCCUAACUGUCAACGCAUUGAUGUGUCAAGAUGACCUGUCCUGACUAAUGGGGAGAGGAUGUGGAAGCUCAUGUUUGGAUCCUCCCAGACCUUUGUUCUAUGUAUUUCUUCUGUAUACUUUCUUGAUGUAAUAAAACUAUAAACCAUUAAGCAUAGCACUUUUCUGAUUUCUGUGCAUCAUUCGCAAAUUAUUGAACCUAAGGGGUAGUGGGAACCCUUGUAUUUGUAGCCAGUUGUUCAGAAGUGCAGGUGGCCGAGAACUCUUGAAUUUGUAGCUGGUGUCUGAAAUGAGGGCAGUUUUAUGUAGGACUGUGUCUAUAAUCCGUGUAGUCUGACCCAACUCCAUGUACUGAAGUAUCAGAAGAAUUGCAUGUGUGCAGCUGUGGUCAGAGCAAAUAGUUUUUGUGGAUUCCUGUAGCCACUGACUGUUCACCACAAGGCUAUUGAUGAACAGGCCGGAAAGCAAGGAUAAAGCUGAAGGAGAUCCUGGAGUCCAGGGAUGUGGCUUUUAUGGUCCAGCCAGCAUUCCUUUUAACUCAGGUGCCAGUGGCUUUCAUUGCUCUCCAAUAUUUGUUGGCUCUCCAGGGCAAGAGGAGAGUGAUGGGGGAGUUAAAUAGAGUUGCCAAACUUGAUUUUCCAAAAACAAUGGAUGGUUUAGAAUUUUAUUUUGAACAAUUUUUUAAAAAGCUUUACUGAGGUAUAAUUGACAUGCAAUUGUUGUUGGGUGCCAUCGUGUCAGUUCCAACUUAUAGCAACCCUAUAUACAACAGAAUGAAACACUGCCCAGUCCCGUGCCAUCCUCAAAAUUGUUGCUGUGUUUGAGCCCAUUGUUGCAGCCACUGCAUCAAACCAUCUCAUUGAGGGUCUUCCUCUUUUUCACUGACUGGCUACAUUAUCAAGCAUCAUGUCCUUGUGUCCAGAGUAAAUGAGAUGAAGUCUGGCCAUCCUCGCUUCUAAGUAGCAUUCUGGCUGUACUUCCAAGACAGAUUUGUUCACUCUUCUGGCAGUCCAUGGUAUAUUCAGUAUUCUUUGCCAACACCGUAAUUCAAAGGUGCCAAUUCUUUUUCUGUCUUCCUUAUUGUCCAAUUUUCAUAUGCUUUUUAAUACUUUAAAAAGGUCUUUUGCAGUAGAUUUUCCCAAUGCAUUACAUCAUUUGAUUUCUUGACUGUCGCUUCCAUGGGCAUUGAUUGCAGAUCCAAGUAAAAUGAAAUCCUUGACAACUUCAGUCUUUUCUCAGUUUAUCAUGAUGUUGGGGAAACCCUGUGGUGUAGUGGUUAAGUGCUAUGGCUGCUAACCAAAGGGUUGGCAGUUCGAAUCUGCCAAGCACUCCUUGGAAGCUCUAUGGGGCAGAUCUGCUCUGUCCUAUAGGGUCGCUAUGAGUCAGAAUCGACUCGACAGCACUGGGUUUGGUUUUGGUUUAUCAUGAUGUUGUAAGGAUUUUUGUUUUCUUUAUGUUGAGGUGUAAUCUAUAAUGAAGGCUGUAGUCUGAUCUUCAGUGCUUCAAGUCAUCUUUGCUUUCAGCAAGCAAGAUCGUGUCAUUUGCAUAUCACACAUUGUUCAUGAGUCUUCUGAUCCUGUUGUCACCUUCUUCGUAUAGUCCAGUUUCUCAGAAUAUUUGCUCAGCAUACUGAUUGACUCGGAAUCGACUCGACGGCAGCGGGUUUGGAUUUGUUUUAUACUGAUUGAAUGAGUAUGAUGAAAGGAUACAACCGUGACACAGACCUUUCCUGAUACUAAACCAUGCUGUUUGGAAUGACAGCCUCUUUGUACAGGUUCCGCAUGAGCACAAUUAUGUGUUCUGGAAUUCCCAUUCUUCGCAACAUUAUCCAUAAUUUGUUAUGAUCCACACAGUCUAAUGCUUUUGCAUAGUCAGUAAAACACAGGUAAACAUCUUUCUGGUAGUCUUGCUUUUAGCUACAUAUUUUAAAUGUACAAUUUGAAGAGUUUGACACACAUAUUAUAAAUCCACGAGCCUAUCAUCAUGAUCAUGAAUCUGUCUAUACCCACAUAUUUACAUCCUUCGAAUUUUUAAAUCUCUUCCUGCCCUCCCCAGCUCUCUAGGCAAGCAUCCAUUUACUUUCUUUAGAAUAGAUUAGUUAGCUUUUUCUAGAAUUUUAUAUUAUUGAAAUCAUAAAAUGUUAAUUUUUUUCUCCCAGUUUCCAUCAUGCAUGUUAUAUUGAGAUUUACCAGUGAUGCUUAAAUGAGUAAUUCAUUCUUUUUAUUGCUGAAUAUUACUUUCUGGAUAUUUCACUGUUUAUCUAUUCAUCUGUAAACGUUUAGAUUAUUUCCCUUUUUUGGCUCUUGUAAAUAAAACUACUGUGAAUAUCUGGGUGCAGUUCUUAAUAUAGAUAUUUCAUUUCACUUGUGUCGAUAACUCUGACUGAAAGGCUUGAGUUACAGGCUAGGGGGUAUUUAUCUUUCUAAGAAACAGCAAGUCAUUUUACUUAUACUUCCAGACAUAAGUAAACCUCUUCAGAAUGCAUUUCAAAAAUGUAAGGGCUCUAUCAUAACCCCAAAAACUUAAUCAUGUAAAAUGAAAUUGUUUUUAAAAUAUGAUCGUUAUGUUAUCAGUGCUGAAUGUUGUUGAUUGUCUCAAAAACAUUUUUGUUCUUUAAGGCAGAUAGAUUGCAGUCAAGAUCCAAAAUAUAUGCUUAUGGCUUUUAGUAGAAGUGUCUUUUGAGUCUGUUGUCCUAUGGGUGCUAUAUGCCUCUUUUUAAAUUUUUAUUUACUUAUUGAAGUUGCUUAGCCUUUUGUCAGUUAGAAUUUGCCAUAUUCCAGAUUAGGCUUAUUGAAUCUCUCUGAUGUCAUUUUUUUAACAUGCUAGCCCUCCUGUGCACUUUAUUUUCGUGAGAUGGGUGGUUGAGAUCUAGUGGACAGGUUUAUGAUGGUGACACAUCUGGAAUCGCACACCGUAUGACUUGCCAGCACUCCAGUGCACAGCCUGGAAACAAACGUAAGUACUGUGACGGGUGUAUGGUGGUGACACUGCAGCACAGUCUAGCAUUGUACACAUGUAUGGGGGACCCUGUGUAACAGGUGACACAACCAGCAUAUGCAAACACAUCAGAGACCUGUGUACCAACACACCACAGAGGGUGUGGAGACACAAAUGAAAAUACUUUCCUGAGACUUAUGAGACAGGCAUGCGAUAGAGAUGCUCCAAGGCCUCGUGUGUGGGGCACACACAAUGACACAAUUCCCGUAGACUAAGUGUAAUGAAGCAGACAACUUGGCUUUCAGAGAACAACUCUGUCUCCCAUUCUGUCAGGAUUAAUAGUCUGUCAGUCAUUGGUUUGGGAGGAGCAGUCAGGCCAAAGCCACCUGCUAAAGAGGUGGGGCAGAAAAGUCAUGGUGAUAUGGACAUGCCAGAGUCAAAGUGCAGAAUCUCAGUGCUGCAGCAUCUUUCCCAGUGUUCACAAUAGUGCCUGGGAUAACUGGAAAGCCUUGGGGACCAGGACAUGCUAGAGUCCCUCAGUAUCUUUCUCAUUGUCCACACUAGUGACUGACAGUUGAAGAUGGGGUUAUAGAACGAAGGGAGCACCCUGAGGGUGUUUAGGAGGAAGACCAGCAGGACACUGGGGCUGAAUUCCUGCAUGUGGUGGUGAGGGCCAGUGAUGCAUUUGGGGUGACUCUGAUGCUGUUGGGGUGCUGGGUAGUGGUAAUAUCAUUUAUGCUAAGAGUGUUCAUGCAGGUGGGAAGUGAGGUUUGUGGGGAAUGGUGUGUGAGGAGGGGCUUGAUCUGGUGGGUACUGGUUAGCAGAUGGUCCAGGGCUCAGCCUGCAGACUGAGAAAGAGAGAAGUUUGGGAGUCUGGACCCGAGUCCCCAGCAGUUCCCCAUGAGGGGACGGCAAGAAGGGAACAGCAUGAGCUGACCCAGAGCAGAGUAAACAUUCCCAGAUCAACUGCUUGGGGCUGUGUACCCUUGUGGAAGUCACUCAGCCUCUCUGAGCCACAGAUCCUUUAAGAAAUAAUGCAAAAAAAAAAACCAAACCCAUUGCUGUUGAGUUGAUUCCAACUCAUAGUGACCUUGUGGGACAGAGUAGAACUGCUCCAUAGGGUUUCCAAGGAGCGGCUGGUGGAUUUGAACUGCUGACUCUUUUUGAUUAGCAGCCAAGUGCUUAAUCACUGUGCCUCUGUACUAGUUGUUUUGGGAAUGUUAUGUGAAGUAACUCUCAGGAGAGUCCGCCAAUAUUGGCUCCAUAUGAAAAGAUGAGUCGGGGCCCUCAGCAUCCCGGAGGUCUGCACAGCACCCUAGACGGCCUGAGAAGGACCCCUCAGAGGGGUCAGCAGAAAAAAGGAGAGGAGGGUGCUUACUGGCCAGGAGGCUGCAGGGAGGGAAGGGAGGCAGUGGCCCUGUGGCCAGAGACUGAAUGCCAGACUCCAUCCCACACCUCGAAGGGAGCUCACAGGCCAUCCAUGUUGCCUCUCUGGACCUGUCUCUGGGUGCAAAACUACGACGCUGCUUUAGCUGAGCCCCUGGGUUCCUAAGGAUGUUAAUGCUCCUGUGUGGUACCAUUUUGGAUGGAGGUGUUGGGAGGGUCUCACUCAUGCUUCUUGCCAAACAUGGGGCUGGCAUGUCCCAGGCAGAGGCAGCAGGACCGCGGGGAGUGAGUCAGUCCUCAAGGUGCAGGCCUCCUGCCUCAACCCCUAGGCUG
This is a messenger RNA of Loxodonta africana (African savanna elephant), 5807 nucleotides long. RefSeq names its product zinc finger protein 154-like. The coding region runs from base 467 to 697 and encodes 76 amino acids. Gene Ontology annotation, biological process: regulation of DNA-templated transcription. Lineage: Eukaryota; Metazoa; Chordata; Mammalia; Proboscidea; Elephantidae. The record is from RefSeq and is a predicted model, not a curated record. The transcript has 3 exons.